AUUUCCUUCGUAGCUAUGAAGCAAAUGCUUCGUAGGCUUUUAAGAGUGUGGAGUUCAAACUGCGUCGAGAAUUCUGGCCGCCUCCAUCGGUCUCUGACCUACUGUGUGAUCCGAAGACGACAAAGCUGCGACUGCGCCGAGAGGUGCCGGUCAUACAAACUCACGCUCUUCAACCGACCCCGGGCACUUCGUAGCGCCCAUUCCCCGCGACCAGGACGGACUGACUUACGUUCAAGUCGCGGCGCGAGGACGCCCGUGCUGUGGCUACCCCAGACCGACGCCAAGGGCCGACUGACUCAGUUUCCGCUCCGUUCCGUUCCACCCGACCCGCGCAUUCCGCGGCCCGGCCGGGCGGCCAGUGCCAGGUCAGCAGCAGGGCUGGCAGGCAGUGACGGAUCCAGAGUCAGCCUGGGGGGCGGCAACUGCAGAUCGCGAAGCCUUUGUUACGCCAAGACGUGUUUCUGCGAUGUCCCACCGUGUUAUUUAAAGACCCGCGGACUACGUGGCUCCCUCGCCGUGAUUGUCAACCACCUCGACUUCUCGAACAUAUCGACGCCGGCCGAGACUUUCUGCGCUGCCCUGCCCGUCAACAUCACCCCGCUCUGUGGCCAAGCCUGCCGCCAUGACCGAUGUAAAUGGAUUAAAUCAGGACUCGUGGAGUGGAGGCCUAACCCGUGUUUGGAUUGGCUGCUUUCGCCAACGAAGUGGAAGUGUCGCCGUCAAUACGCUGUAAUCCAUUUUCCUCUGCUGGCCAUGCCGGACGACGCGUUGGUGCGCGUGUUGGCCCUCCUGCCGCCCAGAGAGGUCUUCCGCCUCCGAUUGGUGUGUCGGCGGCUCCGGGACCUGAGCCUCCACCCGGACGUUUGGCGCUCUGUUAGCCUCCGUGGCGGUGACCAAGGCCUUCUCCAAGCCGCGCUCAGGCUCGCUCCUUGCCUCCGCAAAGUCUCGCUGCGCUCGCCGCAUCUGCAGGCUGCGGCCUGCACCGUUUGCAACUCCAAGUGCGUCGUCACCGACCUCAAGCUGUCCGUUCAGAAUGAGACCGAUGCUGCCUGGGCCACCGCCAUAGUACAAAGGCUCUCCACUCUGGGCGGCUUGAGAGAGAUCACCCUACUUCUGAACCCUGCCGCCCCCGACGCUUUGCAUCCCCUUCUGCGGAUGGUUUACUGCGUUCAAGACUUACGCGUAUUGAGGAUACGGAUCAACUCGGACAUGUCAGAGCUACCGCCUCUACUGUCAGACCUCGAGCCUAGACCUUCCCUAACUACACUCCAUUACGAAGGUGCAGCCUCUGACCCUUUCCUCUGUUUUUUGCUGCGCACGCACGCGGCCACCCUUGAAGAUGUUGAUCUGUACCUAAAGGAUGGGCUCCCCACAUCGCUGUUAAAAUCGUUGCCCAGGCUGCGCUCCCUGACUUGCUUUCCGACUGAUGACCUAUCUCAGCUGAAAAGCUUACCCAACCUGGAGACACUUGGGCUGUUGGAUCUCGAAGUGCAGGACGCACCUUGUCCGGGAACAGUGGACUUCCUCCUUCAGGGGCCGCGCUUGCGGCAUGUGGAGUUCCACUUGAAACCCAACCGCCCAAUUGUCGGCGCCGCUCUUCUAGAGGCUUUGGCCCAAUCGCCGUCCGCCCCCGUUCUGGAAAGGCUGUCCUUAAAAGGCGUGGGAGAGUGGCCUGUGGCCGCGGCACUCCAUCGGUUUCCAUCCCUGCAAGCACUCGCCCUUGUAUUGGACGCCAUGCCCUCGGACGACUUCUUCCGUGCAGUGAGCCCCGCCUCCACACCGCGCCUUGCCACGCUGCAACUUGUGCCCCACGGCUGCCCCCACGCCUGGCUGCACGACCCGGCCGUGCAGGACGUCCUCGCGAGGAACGCGGGGCUCCACCUCCGCCUGUCAGGCCCUCCCACCCUCGAGGACGACUGUGCCUGUCGGUGGUGCCUCUGGCGCUGCCACCGGGACGAGCUCCGGACGCACGCAGGCCUGCAGUCCGCCUUCUCGGCGCACACCAGGCGGCCCGGCUGCCCCAGGGACUGCCGAAGGUGGCUCUGACGCCCCCCCUGCCCGCCGCAUCGUGAUUAUGUGGCAUGUUGAAGCAGGAACUUUCUCCACUCUAAAUAAACCAUUUAAUGUUUGAACUUCAGUCUUUAACGCCACUGUCCGAUCGCACGUUUCCUUUUCAUAAUACUUUUUCAGAUUCAAAGUUUUUGAGUGAACCGGAACAGACUUAGUUAAGUUCGUCCCAGUUUUCUCGUAGAGUUCUGAAUACAGCCGCUAAAAGAGCCUGAACUGCCUGGCACUGCGUUCCGCCCGGGGGUUUCGCAAGAUUGCACAACAUAGUUUUCAGUUCUGUAUCAAUCUCUUCCAAGGUUUUCUUGUGCUUUGAGAAACACAUCAGCACAACAGAUAUCCUUGGCCUCUAAGUGGACGCUUUGUUUUAUGCCACAGUGAAGAAAUCAUAUCCAUCAAUUAGGCCGUUGGAAACAGUUUUUUAUAUUGUCCAGGGCGUGCAAGCACUUGACUUUUGCACUUUCUGUAACUCUGGAAGGGCGAGGGAUAAAAAAGUUAUGCAGAAGGGUGACCCCAUCUUAAUUAAAAUUUUAGUCAACUAUCACACUUUCCGACUUUUUUUUUGUCAGGAUCUGAAACGGGUCUUCCAGGUGCUGCAAGGCAUAUAAAAUUGCCAGUCACUGACUGAAAAGCUUUAUCCAGUCUAAUCCUUGUAUUUUUUUUCAUGUUCUAUUUGGAUUUUGAGCUCAGGCUCAUUUGUAUGUUCUGUACCUUGUUCGUAACAUUUGUAGUUGGAUGUAACCUGACGUACAUGCUCCUUCUUUAAUGAAGAAAGACUACGCGGGA
This is a messenger RNA of Thrips palmi, 2850 nucleotides long. RefSeq lists its product as uncharacterized. NCBI's taxonomy places the organism in Eukaryota, Metazoa, Arthropoda, Insecta, Thysanoptera, Thripidae. The record is from RefSeq and is a predicted model, not a curated record. The coding region runs from base 16 to 2046 and encodes 676 amino acids. The transcript is spliced from 4 exons. Gene Ontology annotation, molecular function: protein binding.